AUGUUUAAUACAUCAAAAGUUCAGAUUUGUCAACUUCACAAAUCAUAAAUUUGUAUAGGAUUUUGCGUUUCCACAAAAUGCCCUUAAACUUCUAUCUAUUGUUAGCGAUGUUUGGAAGAAGAUCAUUCGGAUCAUAUCGAAAGCUGCAAAUAAUUUGGUUAAAUUACCAAAGAUUUAUCAAUUUCUAUCAAAGAAAAAAAGGACCAUUUAGACAAGAUCAGAGAAAAAUAAAUUCAAUUAAGUCAACUAAACAGACAUUAGAUUGAUGCCUAUGAAAAACAAAUAAAAGAUUUAAGAAAUAUUUAAGGACAAUUUUAGUAGAAAAAAUUGAAUUCUUUGUCAAAUUAAUAAAUCUUAAUAUUAAAAGAAGAACAUUAACCAGAUAGAUAACUAGAUGAUUGUAAAUUUUAAUAAAUUUUUUUAGUGGAUAAGCUAAAUUAAAUAGAACAACUAAUUUAAUCUUUAGAAUUAAUAAAGAGGAUUUGCUUAACUAAUGAAAAAUAGAAAUUUACAAGUAUAAUUGGUAAUAUCUACAUUUAGAGUAUAUGAUGAACUUUCUUACAAAAGGAAGUUCAUGGUGCAUUGCAAUAUUUCACGUCAUAGUCUGCAUUAUGUAUAUUUAUCUUUUCCUGAUUGGAGCAGUUGUAAUGCUCUUGAUAUAUGUUGAAAUUGAUGAGUAAUUUAACUAGUUAAUUAAGUUAUAAGUAAGCCAGCCAAAGCCAAAAUUAAGCAUACUUAGAAACCAUUCAGAAAUAAACUCAAUAUUUAACUUAAGGUAAUAAAUUUAAAAUUACUUAAGCUAAUGA
Messenger RNA from Paramecium octaurelia, 806 nucleotides. The record is from the annotation of a GenBank genome assembly. Lineage: Eukaryota; Ciliophora; Oligohymenophorea; Peniculida; Parameciidae.